UUCGUAAGUAUAACAUCACAAGCAGUUCUUCUUUAGAUUUGAAAAUAUCGUUGGCGUUGCAGGACGAUGAGUCGCGAGACACAUCAUCAGAUCUAGAUACUUGCAGCUUGUUGCCCCCGUCGAAGCCCGUCUACAAACACUGGCACAAUUCCGGACCACAAACCACAUGGAUGAAGCACCAGGUGAUCACCCCCACUGCUUUACUAGUUCUUUUUUCAACAACAUAUAAGUUGACCGAUUCUAGUCUUCAUCUGACUGAAAUAAAAAAAAAAGAACAUCAAUACUUGAAAAAGCAAUCCCAGCAGAAUGGCCUGCUCUGCCACCUUUGACGCCCCAGAACCCGAACCCUCUGCCGUAAACACCGAAAACCACUUUUCCUUUGUGCAAGUCCAGAAUGACAGGCUCACGGUGGAAUACAUCGGAAAGGGCAGCCACUCCGACGUCGGGUCGGUGCAGGCAAAUCGAUGCUGUCCCACCAACAGGCUGCUCUACUACUUCGAGGUUUGUAUUAUUGAUAACUUUUAAAGCGACGGUGAAUUUUUGCUGCGCGUCAGCCAAUAUGUCGCGCCGGCCAUAGGUUGAAGUAAGUAACUUGGUUCAACAUCGCCGAUUCCAUUUUUGCCGCGUGAUGUGAAGGCAGAUUCUUAUGGUCGUUUGAUGACCUCCUCCACCUGCAGGGGAAUAUAUGUAUGAAGCAUUCUGAUUGCUUUAUCACUAUCAGGUCGAAAUUCUUGCGCUUGGUGAGCGUGGGUCUAUCGGCGUUGGUCUUUCCGGAUCGGAUUUCUUGCUGAACCGGCAACCGGGCACCGAGCCCAUGUCUUUUGGCUACCGAGGCGACGAAGGCCAAAAAUUUCUCUGUUCGAACCAGCCCGAAGCCUACGGCCCGACGUUCCAAGCCGGUGACACGAUUGGGUGCGGAGUGAAUUGGCUCGACGGGACGUUGUUCUUCACCAGAAACGGCACGCAUUUAGGCGUAGCGGCGAGCGGGUCCAACUUUUUUCCCGCAUUUUUUUCUACUCCGGCGAGUGGAAGUCGAAGUGGUGGGCAGCAGCACACGACAAGCAGCCACGGGGGGCAUCAUGGCGCAACUGCCCCUGCUGGCGGGCAUAAUCACGGCACAACGAGCAGUACGAGUAGAAAUGCGUCUUCGAGUUCGAACAACACUGGCGGCUUGCUGAACGUCAGCAAUACAACGGGGGGCGGUGGUGGGAUCACUUCCGCCAGAGGGGCUUCUUCCAACUUCGAAGACUUUUACAUCUACCGCGGCUCGGAAAUCAGUGGCAACUGCGGCACCGCAAAUACUGCGUGGAAACACUAUGCGACGCCACAUGGGGCGCCGUCGGGACGGAGGGUGGUAAGAGUUUGCACUGCGUAGAUCGUGCAGCUGAUGAAAGUCGUAAAGUCAUGCUUGCAAGAACAUGGGGAGCAGAAGAUUUAUGUGCCUGAUCAAAGUUUUUCUGUGGUACAACUACGAGAGUGACAGACAAAGACACAGAAUUGAUGUCGAAUGAAAGGAAAAUCCAAUUAUCAACUGAAAGGUUCCUCGCCCGAAGCUGUUCCCGACCGUGGGACUGCACUGCCCGGGGGAGCGGAUCCGCUUUCGCUUCCAGCCGCCUUUUGCGUACGACAUUGCGCAGCAAAGGAAAACCAUCGUGGAUGAGGAAAGAAUGCGGAUAUUGAAGGUGGACUUGCCGUAUCAACACGGAUUGCUGCUGAACGACGAGGUUGCAGCUGGUGGAUCUCUCGUGCCACAGGUGGGUAACGGUAAUAACCAAGCUGAAGCUCCGUCUUCUAAUACUACUUCAAAACCAACUCCAACCAUGUCAAGUUCGUCUAGUAGUACAUCAGCUGCCCUGUCCCCGCCGAUUCCGCUCUGCGCCAAACUUGUUCACAACUACCUUUUAUUCGGCGGGUUCGCGAAAACGUUGGCGCACGUGCAAGUGGACGAACGAGAUAGUUCCGUUUGGAGGAUGAAAAACAAAGGCAACACCAGCACAAGUGUGCUGACCGGCUCAUCGGCCUCUUUCUCCUCCACCUCAGUUCCAGCUCGCGCCAAAAAUGCUGAAAAUCCAGCAGCGCCAACCGACCCAGAAACCGUCGACGAGCUGUUGCUCCAGGCGUCCCUGCCCUGGCGGUCUCUGGUCAGGGAAAACAUCGUGAAGGGCAAUGUGCGCGAGGCGAUGGACAUUUUGAAAGCGAACUAUCCGAACUUCUUCGAACUGGACUCUGAUUUGCCGUUUAACACGACUGCUGACGCUGCAGAUGAUGGUUUAGAGGGAGAUAAAGAGCGAAGCGAUGUUGACUCGUCAGACGAUGGAGGUCCUGGGGAGGACGAUGAUGAUGAUGGCGGUACGGGAGCAGAUGCACAAGAAGCUCAAGCUCAAGCUGUGGAAGGAGACGAGGAAGAACAGGGCGCCGACGAGGAGGAGAAGGGGGCAACAAAGACCUCAAAAAAAGCAACUGCGAGAAAGCGAUCCGCGUCUGAAGAGCCGCCUCCUAGAAAACGAAAGAAAGGUGGGGCUGCGGAAGGGCAGUUGCGGUAAGAUUUUUCAAUUUAUUUCGGCUACAGCACAACUCCGAGACUGACGAGUCGUGAUGGCUUGUAUUGCAUAUCUAUGCGGUAUGGUGUACAAGUGCAACUCACCAAAAAGCUUCACUCACAAACUAACACCUACACCACUCAGCCUUCUUCCCCAAGCCCUACUGUACACGCAGGCUUUUCUCGAGCUCUGGCGAGACGGCAAAGUCGCCGAGGCGGUAACGUUCCUCCGCACAGAGGUGGCGCAGCUUCGCUCCAAGAUCGUCGCGGCGUUGCACGAGGAUUAUUCAUCUGGACAAGAAGAUGGAACUGGUGACAUUCCAACAUCAGAAUCCCUUCUCGCCUUCCCCCUCGACAUCUCUUCGACCGGCAACUUUUCCGUUGACUCCUGUUUCGAAGACGCCUGCGCCGUGGUCGCGUACAAGAGCGCCGCCGCGAUGCCGCCCCGGGUGAAAGCGAUGUUCCACUCUUCGAGAAGAAUGCUCACCGCGGAUUUGGUCAACGCUCGGUGUGUGGAGCUGGCGUUGAGCAAGGCGCGCAGGGAAAGACGGAAGUUUGCGCUGGCGGCGAUUUUUCAACCAAGGCAGGUGUUGAGUGCGGUGGGGGACGAGGACAACGAUGAGGGCCCGAAAAACCACGCUAGUGAAUGUUGUUCAGGUGCACAAAUAAACGCAAAAGACAAAAAUGACGAAAGAGAAAUUGAUCUAGACGAGUUGGAGGACGCGCCACGGGAAGGUCGUGGCGAUGAUCGUGGAACGUACGGCCCAGCAAGGAAGAAGUCUUCAUCAUCUUCGCCGCAGCACAAGAUGAACUCUGCAGCAUCGCCUUCCGCGACGUCCGGCGACCAAAAGGCGCGAAGCACUGCGAUACCGCUUGACAUCGCGCAUUGGGCCUCGAAUCACUGGAGCGCCCUGCACAUUCUGCUUCGCCACCUGGUGCUAUUGCGGCAAGAUUUGCGCCCAUUGAACCGAGGGCCGGUGCCUUCGGUGCGGGCGCUUUGUCUUGGAGGCUGAGGAGAGACGUGUAUUGUCGCAGUUUGUCUGGUGUUGAUCUUGAUGAUGCUUCACUGACGACAGAAAUGGAAGACACUUGUACAGGAGCAGCUGGCUGCUUUGUCGAGGGCGUUCUUGCCCAGCACCGCAGUACGUGCGUGAGUCCGAAAAAACCGAGGAUGUUGGCUACUCGUUGACGAACUUGAAAAGUGAAAGGCUUGAAUUUACGACCUGUUUUGUUCAAUUUUUCCCGCGUCCGUGCAGCCAGUCCGCCU
Amoebophrya sp. A120 is the source of this 3806-nucleotide messenger RNA. Lineage: Eukaryota; Dinophyceae; Syndiniales; Amoebophryaceae. The record is from the annotation of a GenBank genome assembly.